AAACAAAAUCCGGACGAAUUCCGUAUCUAGCUAGUUAGAUGUAAACAAAUAUGGCGGAGGGCACAACGCAUGUUCUUUUGCCUAACGAAGCAGAGCUGUUGAUUCAGUCAUUAGAUGUUAGCAACUUAGAAAGUCUUGGCAGUAAAAAAUGGUGGUCAAGGCAUGAUAUCAUCGAAAAGUUGAAUAUACAGGCUGUUGUAAAUGCAUCAUCAAAUACAGAUGAAUUUGUCAAAGAGUUCUGCAUAUCUCAUAAUAAGGUCAUUACACUCAUUUACGAUCUUUUGGUCUCAGAGUUAUGGACAGAAGAAAUCUUUCCUUGCAUCAAAGAAAGAAUCAAUAUGGAAAAAUCUACUCUUCCAGUUUACAUGGCAUUAUUUCAUGAAGCAACGGUAGUUGGGUUAUUGGAGACCAUGUUAUAUUACAAGGAAGCAUGCGAAGCUGCUGGAGACGCAAUUAUUGAUUUGAUAGAUUUUGUAAAUCGAAAAUUAACAAAGUUACUUUUAAAACAAGAGAAACCCAAAAAGACUCACAAUGAGAAUGAUGAUUUAAUGUUUCAACAUGAAAGUAUACAGUUUACAAUAUAUAUGAAGUCAUUGUCUAUAUUACGAUACAUAUCAGAUUCAAUAGAAUGCUUACCAUUGAGUGCCUUGACCAGAAUAUUAAAUGUACAUGACAUACCAUGUUUACUAGUCAAUAUUCUCGAUACUUCUCCAUGGAAAAGAAUAAAUGAAAAAGGAAACCCUGAGAUUUAUAAUGACAAUAAAUGGUGUAGUGUUGAAAAGGACGAGCAGCAUUUACUUAGUAAAUUACAAGGCCAGGUCUGGUUAACAUUAUAUCAACUUUUGAUGCAUCCUGAAGCUCAAAGAAAAUACGAGUUUAACACAUCGAGAAAAACGCAGAUCUUGAAGCUACGCCGAUAUCUAAAUGAAGUUCUGCUUGAUCAGCUACCGUGUCUCACUGACUUGCAACGUUUCUUGGAACACUUAGCUGUCAUGGAACCUCCUAUGACGAAACGAGAUCUCGUCAUUGAACAGAUGCCCGAAAUCCGAAGCAAAUUGCAGGAGAAAUAUCGUGGAAAGUGGAAAAAUAUAGCUGGGAAGCAAGCGCAAGAAUAUUUCACGUUAUCUGAUCACGAAAUGAAAGAACAUGCUCAAAGAUUAGCCUCAACAUAUAAUUUGGACGUGUUAGAAAGUUUACUGGACGAGCCACCUGUUUGCGCAAACUGCCAUAGCGAAGCUAUGAAAAGAUGUUCGAGUUGUCAAAACGAAUGGUAUUGCUCGCGGCCUUGUCAAGUCCAACACUGGAGCAAGCACAAACAACUUUGCAAAAUGUUAUCAAAACCUUAGCUUUGUAUGAAUCUCAGUUGCAUCUGUACAUAUCAUUAUCUUUCAAAUAAAAAGAUCAUUUA
This is a messenger RNA of Hydractinia symbiolongicarpus, 1408 nucleotides long. Its product is annotated as zinc finger MYND domain-containing protein 10-like. Bases 51 to 1346 code for a protein of 431 amino acids. The transcript has 16 exons. The record is from RefSeq and is a predicted model, not a curated record. Gene Ontology annotation, cellular component: cytoplasm. Lineage: Eukaryota; Metazoa; Cnidaria; Hydrozoa; Anthoathecata; Hydractiniidae.